Molecule: messenger RNA, 949 nt
Organism: Tachysurus fulvidraco (yellow catfish)
Lineage: Eukaryota; Metazoa; Chordata; Actinopteri; Siluriformes; Bagridae
Gene: gig2o
Product: grass carp reovirus (GCRV)-induced gene 2o
Exons: 1
Coding region: 266-571 (101 amino acids)
Cellular component (GO): cytoplasm
Source: RefSeq, a predicted model, not a curated record
ACACACACACACACACACACACACACACACACACACACACACACACACACACAUAUAGUUAAUGAGUAUUAAAUACAGAUAAACACACAGAUCUUGACUGAGUUAUUCAUUCAGAAAUAGUUUCAGUUUCUUGAUUCUUAAUCCGAAUGUGAAAAGAGCAAUUUUUUAUGUUUGACUGCAUUGUACUAAACCGAAAGCAAACGCGUCGAGUACAAAACAAAACAAAGAAGAAGUGACUUUGAGUGGCAAAGUGAUCAAAAUUGACAUGGACAACCAUCCAUUGCGCACGACCUGGAACGACGACUGCUAUGACUCCGCAUGGGUGCCUCCAAACAGUAAUAUCUCUGUAAUCAAAUCUGGCCGAGAGGAGGACUGUGUUUGGGACCCGGACCGCAUCACUGUGAUCGACGUGGCGUGUUCCGCGUGUGAGAGCGAACGGCGCAAGCUGCGUGAUCUCAUCCGCACACACACGCGCAGCAACGAGUGUCCAUUAUGCCGCCAGAGCGCACCGACAUUACCACACGAGUUGCAUGAUUGCUGGGAAUGCGGGGGGAAGAAUUUGUCCGUUUGAGAGAGAGCAUGUGUGUACGACACAAGGGAACAGCCAGUGAUAGGAUAUUUCCCAACAUCCAGUCCUGGAGGGCCAGCAUGUGGUGUGUUGAGCUAAUGGCCCCCAGGAUUUGUAAACUGCAUUUUGGCUACUAUGACUUGUGGCUUAGGGGAUACCUCCAAGAUUAUAUAUUUGUGUCUUUUUUAUUAAUCAGAAAGGUGCAUGGAAAUAUUUAAAAAAAAGUCAGGUAACAUUAAAAGUAAUUAAUACACUGUAAUCCCUUUAAAGGUCAGUCACUGUGACCUGUGCAAUUUAUGCAAUUAAGUGCAACUUAUCUCAAUGCCUCAACUAAUAAAAAUAUAAAGGGUAUUUCUAUGAGGCACCAUAUAUAUAUGGUGC